Messenger RNA from Periconia digitata, 454 nucleotides. The record is from the annotation of a GenBank genome assembly. Lineage: Eukaryota; Fungi; Ascomycota; Dothideomycetes; Pleosporales; Periconiaceae.
CCUCUUUUAUGAUCAUCCCUCCUCCCCGAUGGAGAAUAUCCCUCCCUGACUCUUCGCCGUUCAAACCCACCGGACAUGCAAAGAACCCACAAUUAAUCAACAUGUUGCGCCCUUUCCCAUCUUGCAUCGGAAAACAAACUGCUCCCCGAACCCAGCCACGCGACCGGUCACUGCACUUCGUAUCCCACCGAGAAGCAGACAAGCAAAAUUCUCAUCUGGCAUAGCGAUGCGGCAUGAACUCUCAAAAGGCAUACCCUUCCCCUCUCCCUUUUCUCCCCACCCUAAACACGAUGUAUGUACGUGUAUCAGCCUCGUACUUGAUAACACCCAACCCCUCUAUCACCGGCCGGUUCCUGGACGCGGCAGUAGCGGCCCCGUUGGCGAAGGGCAAGAGAAAAAAAAAACGUCUCCAAGCCAGACCGCGGGCCGCACACGUAACGCUGCCUACUAACCG